UCAACUGCCAUUUGAUUGUGCACGACGUUUCUCGAAUAUUGCGAUUUGCAAGUUAAAUAGCUGAGCCUAGCGAAUUUCUUAUGAUAAUCCUUUAGCGUUAAGAAAAUUUUUUCAAGACAAAAAAAAUAGUUUAUCGGGAAGUGGCGUUAGUGUGUUCUGUGUCCUUAUUCUGUAAAAAUAUCUUAACAUCAGGUCAGGUCUGAAUUGAUCGAAAAUCUUGGUUCCAUAAAACCUCGUGUACGUUUAGGUUUUAAUCAUGGCUAAAUGGGGAGAAGGCGACCCUCGAUGGAUAGUAGAGGAGCGUCCGGACGCUACAAAUGUAAAUAACUGGCAUUGGACGGAAAAGAACGCUGGACCAUGGUCACAGGAGCGUCUGAAAGAAUUGUUGAACAAUUUAAAAAUAGAACAAAAUGGUAUCGACUGUAAAGUCACAGAGGUUGAAAGUAUAGUUGGCGAAGCUACUGCGAACAAUAGGAAAGGAAAGCUCAUAUUUUUCUAUGAGUGGGACAUUAAGCUGAAAUGGGAGGGAUUGCUGGCUGGUGGUACGGACAAGAUUAAGGGGGAGGUGAACAUCCCGAACCUGUCAGAGGAGAAUGACGUCAGUGAGGUUGAUAUGACUGUAACCAUCAAAGGCAGUGGUGAUGAAGCACAGAGAGUAAAAGCAUUCAUGCACAAUGUAGGAAAAGCGGUGAUCCGAAAACAACUUGAAGAAUACAUUAGAAGCUUAAAAGAGGAAUUUCCUAAAGGUCUGAUCCUGCCCAAGAAAGGAGAGGAAACUGCAAAACCGGACAAUGUUAAAACCAUAACAAGUGGUUUCAACAAAAAAAUUAAUAUGGAACCUGUAGUAAAUACCCAGCAGAAGCAGAUUGGUUGUAAACUAGAUACAAAAAAUAUAGAAUUGACAGAAACCUUCCAGUGUAGAGCACAGGAGUUUUAUGAUGCUAUGACUCGAAUAGAAAUGGUGACUGCUUUCACUCAAGGUCAUGUAAAAAUGGAUGCAGAAAAAGGGGGAAAGUUUUGGCUCUUUGGCGGCAAUGUGACAGGGGAGUUCCGUGAAUUGGUUCCGGGGAAAAAGAUAGUGCAGUACUGGAGAUAUAAGCAGUGGCCAGAUCAGCACUUCUCGGAGGUCACCUUUACUAUUGAUGAAAAGGAAGACCACACGCUAGUAACACUGAAACAAAACCUGGUUCCAACUGCGGAGGUCGACCAGACAUUGCAGAACUGGAAACGCUACUACUUUGACAGCAUUAAGAGGGCCUUUGGCUUUGGUGCUUUCCUGUGAUUACGAGAUGCCUUAGAAUAAUUAGGUUCAAUUAAACCAGCGUUAUAAGAAUAAUGAAAUCGAUUUCGCCCCGCAUCUGCGAUCGCUCGGAGCUAUGAUGAUUUGUACCGCAAAGUACGCGUCAUGAAAUAAAGUUAUACAAAAAAGUGUAUAUUGAGUAUGAAAUUCCUAGUAACCUUCGGGCUCUCUUUCAGAGGACCAAAUUCGAUCUCCAGGAAGCACUUUUCAGUGUUGUGUGCAUUUUAAAUUGAAGCAUUGAAAUAUAACCCCCUAUGAUAAAGGGAAACAUCGUGAGGAAAAAUGCAUGCCUGAGAGUUCUCCAUAAUGUUCUCUCUCUCUCUCUUUACGUCGUGUUCCUCAUUGCUGAGGGUCGUGACCCCUUCAACUUACAACCUUUUGGACGAUUUUGUGCCAUUUGACUCGGCUUUUAGCAAAGUUUAAGGCAAUAUGCACUUUUGUGUCUAGAGCAGUGCGGAUUUGAUCCGACAAACGAAUCGGGCUACGUCCUCGAGGUCUCUUUCUUUCCACUUUGCCAGUGACCACUAUCUUUUCAAGAUUGUCUCCAUCUCUUCUGGUAAUGUGACCGAAGUACUCGAGAAUCCUCUUAAGACAGGUGGUUUUUAGCCUUCUUGUAAUUUUAAGCUGUCUCAAUAUCGAUGCAUUGUGUGCCGUUCACGGGAUUCGCAGCAUUCUCCACCAGCACCACAUCUCAAAAGCGUCUAUACGUUGUCUAUCAGCUGCUUUAAUGGUCCAUGUCUCAGCUGCAUACGUAAAUAUAGGAAAAAUAAGUGCGCAGACCAGACGCACAAUGUUCUCAAGGCGAGUUUAACUAAUUUGAAAUUCUCAUUCUAAGAGGAGACAUGUGACCUGUAGUGGUCCGAUUAUGUUUUGAUAAUGAUGAUACUGCGGUCACUUUGAUGGACGCCAUUUUGGCGCUGUACGUUGUGAGGCUGUAAUGCGAGUGUCCAAGGAACUAGAAUAAGAAUACUUAUAUUAAAUUCAAAUUCAAAUUAAAAACUUCUUUAUUCACGUA
Molecule: messenger RNA, 2315 nt
Organism: Pararge aegeria (speckled wood butterfly)
Lineage: Eukaryota; Metazoa; Arthropoda; Insecta; Lepidoptera; Nymphalidae
Gene: Ahsa1
Product: activator of 90 kDa heat shock protein ATPase homolog 1
Exons: 6
Coding region: 257-1282 (341 amino acids)
Biological process (GO): positive regulation of ATP-dependent activity; protein folding
Cellular component (GO): cytosol
Molecular function (GO): protein-folding chaperone binding; ATPase activator activity
Source: RefSeq, a predicted model, not a curated record